AAAAAUUGCAACACGUAGCCAGAGCCCAGAAGAUGACACAGAUGCAGACGAGCAGCUCCGCUGGCAUCCCUGCAAUUGGUUUCUCCACGAAGCCCACAUGAUUUAAACCGCUCUUUCCCAUUUCAAUGGCGAUUCCCCGUAUCCAACAACGGGCCGACGGCUAUGGAUGCUGGAGUAAGCCGCUGCCGAACCGAUACCGUGCUCAGGAGUAGAGAUAGGAAAACCGUCAACGGCGUUAACGGCUUCAGCGUUGGCGACCACCGGAGCCACAGCAAGACGACGGAGAAAUCGUCUACUGUAGCAGCAAUGGUGGGUCUAAAGCGGAAAGCGUUCUUCAUGGGUUGGUCAAUGGAGGACGCGGUGAAUGUGGUGAGGUACCACCCCAUCCCCUGCGUAUUCGCGGUGUCUCUCCUCUUCUUCAUGGCCGUCGAAUACUCCCUCUUCAUGAUUCCUCCUUCCUCCCCACCUUUCGAUCUGGGUUUCCUCCUGACUCGUCCCCUUCACCGCGCGUUAGCCGCUCGGCCUGCUCUGAACACCGCCUUGGCCGCCCUGAACACGGUGUUUGUGGGAAUGCAAACGACGUAUAUUCUGUGGGCAUGGCUGGUGGAAGGCCGACCAAGAGCGACCAUAUCGGCAUUGUUCAUGUUCACAUGCAGAGGAAUACUGGGCUACUCGACCCAGCUGCCACUGCCACAAGGAUUCUUGGGUUCAGGGGUGGAUUUCCCGGUGGGAAACGUCUCAUUCUUCUUAUUCUUCUCCGGUCAUGUAGCUGGAUCCGUGAUUGCUUCGCUGGAUAUGCGACGAAUGCAGCGGCGGGAAUUGGCUUGGUUGUUCGACACAUUGAACGUGUUACAAGUGGUGAGGUUGUUAGGGACCAGGGGUCACUACACGAUCGACUUGGCCGUUGGGGUCGGUGCGGGGUUGUUGUUCGAUUCUUUAGCCGGCAAGUAUGAAGAGGACAGCAAAAGGAGAAUAGCAGCAGCAACUCAUCAGAUCUUACUUUAAUUUUCUCUAACCGAUUCUUCUGCAGCAGAAAACUGUAAAGUGAAGAAUCAAAAAAGAAAUGGAAGGGAGAAGAGAAGAACUGAAGAACACCCCAGAGAUAGCAAGCAAGCACUGACCCAAGACCAGGUUGUCUUUGCUUAAUCGCUUUUUUGUUAUUGAAUUUUGGGUUCUUUGUGAUUGAGACUAUUCAAAGUAAGGCAUUGCAUGUGCAAUCUGAUCGAUCGAGAACCCAUUUUUACAGUUCAGAAUCUUCAGAUGCUGGUACUUUUUUACGGUUGUUUGAA
Molecule: messenger RNA, 1289 nt
Organism: Nelumbo nucifera (sacred lotus)
Lineage: Eukaryota; Viridiplantae; Streptophyta; Magnoliopsida; Proteales; Nelumbonaceae
Product: phosphatidylcholine:diacylglycerol cholinephosphotransferase 1-like
Molecular function (GO): diacylglycerol cholinephosphotransferase activity
Source: RefSeq, a predicted model, not a curated record